Molecule: messenger RNA, 8408 nt
Organism: Coregonus sp. 'balchen'
Lineage: Eukaryota; Metazoa; Chordata; Actinopteri; Salmoniformes; Salmonidae
Source: the annotation of a GenBank genome assembly
AAGUUGAUGCAACUCUGUGUUUUGAUUUGUGCAAUGGAGCAAAUAUAGUGUGACUAAUGCUUUAAUAUCUACUUAGUGGCUUUUGGGAGUGGAUCCAAGUUGUGGGCUGAAGGCUUUGCAUUCGUGCGUCUGGCACACCACCGGUGCACUAAACUAAACUGAAAGCCCCUUCCUGGAGAAGAAAAGCAUAUGCGACAGUGUGAGUGAAGGAUCAUACGUGGUAUGUCUAAGGCAGAUAUGACCCCAGCAAGGCUGCAAAGGCAGUGGGAAGACAAGGAAGUUGACUCAACGAAUCAAGUGGCAGAAGGAUGCAAUCAUAGUGUAUGUAAACUAGGCGACAACUUUCUUUGCACCCUUGCUGCAAAUUUCUCAACAUUGCGCAUUUGAAUACGACCUGCAAGCCAGACAGUCCAAUAUAUUUCGUCUGUUUAAAUUAAUUGAUUAAAACAACAAUAUUGGCUAUUUAGUUGCUGUUUUGAAACCUAUGCAAUGAUUUAAUCUUUCACAUGACUUCUACUUUUAUCAAUAGGGCUAUUGAGAUCUCAUUUGUACUGCGGCCAGUAACACUUGCACGCCUUGCCGAAAAUGUGAGUAUUUGGAUUGGAUUUCACCAAGAAAGGAAACGUGUCGCUGGAAUUAAGUUAAUAUGAACAUUUCGAAUAGUCUGCAAUGGUAACCGGGGAAUGUGGAACGACCAUGCAUCGAAUUCUACCGAGGAGAAAAGUGCGCCAACUUCGCUUCGUCUGGGCAUUCAUGGCCAUGGUGGCUCUGUCGGCCUCUGCCUGCAGCGCACUGUUUACGGCGUGGACCUGGAGACAGACGCAGGACCUGUCCCAGUCCUUAAAAACACUGCAAGACCGAUUGGAGCAGGUAAGUAGCCGUGCUAUGUAACAAUGUAACAAUUUUUCCAAUGCACUUUGUAUUGAAUGUGUUACACACUGUCACCAGUUAUUUUUUCAGUGAUAACAAUUUGGAGCUGUUGAAAUUACUGUUACGCAACUACUUUGUGUCUGGUGACUAGUGGUUACGGGAACCCUCGUGGGGGACUAUGGAAAAUGCAAAGCCACGUUCAUCCCCCUCUCCCUCUUCCUUCCAUCCUGCGGAGUUAAAUUGUUCACAAAUAGCGGGCCUCUUCACUGCUGGUGUCCUGCGGAUUCUGCGGACUGCAACAGAGGCCGUUUUAUUGCUUACCAAUAAGUGCACUCAAGCGGUGGAGUUAUUUUUUAUGCUGCGUCCACUGUCUCUCUGCCAAGUUGAAUCGUUCUACCGCCAGUUGUGUUCCAAUUUUAGCCCAAUUUACUGGAUCCCCUUGACUUUUUGUCUGACUUUGCACUGAAGGAUUGAGCUGCGUAAAACAGAGUAGGCCUAAUUGUGUGGCAAAAUGAUAUGCAGUAUGUAAAGCCCACUAAUUGCAGGUAGGCUAGGCUUCCACCAGUGGAAGAAUUCUGCAGUCCUAAUGGAAUCUGAAGUGAUGCUUUCUAAGGCAUAUUACACUGUAAUGGACCCUGUAUUACAUUGUGACAAUGCACCCAGCACUGGACUUUUAACACGAGUUGCUGGUCUUUUUAUUCAUUCAAAACUUUUCUUAUGAAUAAUACAUUAUGCAUGUUGCAGUCUUAGAUAGCCUACUCAUGCACUUAAUAUAUCUUAUGGUGGGGUUGACAGACCCAGUGGCCUGCUCCUGCCCAUCUGUCAACCCUUUUUGCUAGCACUCAAUGAGCCAGCCGGGACAGUUCAAGUCCCCAGUAAACGCAACCUCCAGUCCAGGCAGACUUCCUCAGUAGGUACUAUAUCAAAACCACCCCAUAGGCUGCACUGCCCAGCACACAGAGAAACAGUAGCUGUUUAUUGAAACCUACCUCUAGCCUCCCCCUCCAUCUCUCUCUCUAUUUCAAGCAAUAGGGCCCCUUUGGCAUAUAGUAGGCCCCAGUACUUCAGAAAGUACAAGUUCAACUUUGCAAGCUUGACACAUUUCAGUAGUGUUUUUUUCUUCCUGCUUCUCAGUCUCAGCAGGGGAGUUAAGAAAUGUGAGGAAUGCAGGGCACUAAAAACACGUAUUAGGUGUCGCAACCAGUUUAGGAGGAAGUGGUUGACAUAUUCUAAGCUUUGGCAUUGCAGUGGCAUACUGACAAAUACUUGGAGUCUGUUUGUUUAUGUGGUUUUGCAGAAAUCUUCUGUCUGUGUAAAUUCGCAGCAGGAGCCAAUUUGACAACUGUCAUAAUAAACUCAAUGGUCUCGCUCUUCCUUUCUCUCUCCCUUUCUGGCUUUACUUUUCUCUUCUCUCCUUUCUGCUCCAUCUCUUGUCUGUCUUGUUUUGCCUUCUCUUCCAUUUCUGCUCUGCUUUCAUUCUCCAUCAGUCUCCUUUCUACUCAUGCCCUUUCUCUCCCUUGUCCUCUCCUUCUCUCUCUUCCUUUCUUCUCUUCGUCCUUUCCUCUUCCCUUUCUCUCUCCCGUUUCUCCUCUUUCCUCUCCUUUCUCCCCUUCUCUCUUUCUUUCUCUCUCCCUUUCUCUCUCCCUUUCUCUCUCUCUCCCUUUCUCUCUUCCCUUUCUCUCUCCCUUUCUCUUCUCCCUCUCUCUUCCUUCUCUCUUCUCCUUUCUCUCUCCCUUUUCCCUCUCUCUCCUCUUCUCUCUCCCUUCUCUCUCCCUUCUCUCUCCUCUCCUCUUUCCUUCUCUCCCUUUCUCUCUCCUUUCUCUCUUCCUUUCUCUCUUCCUUUCUCUCUCCCUUUCUCUCCAUUUCUCUCUCCCUUUCUCUCUCCCUUUCUCGUUUUCAUGCUGUCUGUCUGUCCUGUCUGUCCCACUCUCUCUCCCUCUCUCUCUCUCUCUCUCUCUCUCUCUCUCUCUCUCUCUCUCUCUCUCUGCAACAGGUGAAUACUCAGCGCAAGACCAUUGUCCAACUCAUCAUGGAGAAGAGAGAGUUGCUGGUGGGCCAAAGGGUGAAGAGAGAUGGUACAUGCAUGUGUGCCUGCAUGCUGGUGUGUGUGAGACUGUGUGAGACUGUGUCUGUGUGCAUGCCGGCAAAAAAAAUGAUUCAUAUAGCACUACACCUCAUUUACACUCCACCGCAGACAAUGCCUCUUUCUCUGCCUCCCAAUCAUCAUACAUGCAAUACAUAAUCAACAAAAACCUAACGGUCACAAUAGAUCAGAGAUGAUAGAUCCCAUUGAUGGUGCUCUGCUCUGUUUUUUUUUUAUGGCGCAGCACAGUAUUUAACUACAGGGGAAUCUUGGCUCCGCAUGGCACCUUGGUUAGGCCCCAUGGGCACUCGCUGCCUGCUGCUAAAAGUUGACACAGGAAACAGUAGGCAGCUGGGUGACUGAUGCAGAAAUUACAGGUCUGCUCUGGACUGACGAGAACCCAGAGAAACCAUCUGGCAUGAGGAGGGAGACCACGUUGCACGCUUCAGGGACCUAAAGGGAUCUUUCCCCCGAUGAGACUGACAGCAGCUAUGAUUUGUUGAGAAAGAUUGAGCAUAUUGGCAAUUUUUUGAUGAUCAAGCAUUGGAUUAUAUAUAGGCUGUAAUACCUACAUGUUUCAAGCAGACCACCAUAGUCCCUGUGCCCAAGAACACCAAGUUAACUGUCUAAAUGACUAUUGCCCCGUAGCACUCACAUCUGUAGCCAUGAAAUCCUUUGAAAGGCUGUUCCUAUCACGUUUCAGAAGAAGACCCAGAUGCAGACAGUGUCGAAGUAACAAAAGUUUAUUACAAAAACAGGGGGCAGGCAAACGACAGGUCAAGGGCAGGCAGAAGUCAAUAAUCCAGAUCAGAGUCCAAAAGGUACAGAACGGCAGGCAGGCUCAGGGUCAGGGCAGGCAGAAUGGUCAAAACCGGGAAAACUACAAAACAGGAACUUGAGAAAUACAGGAGCAAGGGGAAAACCGCUGGUAGGCUUGAUGAAACAAAACGAACUGGCAACAGACAAACAGAGAACACAGGUAUAAAUACACUGGGGAUAAUGGGGAAGAUGGGCGACACCUGGAGGGGGGUGGAGACAAGCACAAAGACAGGUGAAACAGAUCAGGGUGUGACAGUUCCUGGCUCACAUCAACACCAUCAUCCCAGACACCCUUGACCCACUCCAAUUCCCAUACCGCCCCAACAGAUCCACAGAUGACGCAAUCUCUAUUGCACUCCACACUGCCCUUUCCCACCUGGACAAGAGGAACACCUGUGUGAGAAUGCUGUUCAUUAACUACAGCUCAGCGUUCAACACCAUGGUGCCCUCCAAGCUCAUCACUAAGCUAAGGACCCUUGGACUGAACACCUCCAUCUGCAACUGGAUCCUGGACUUCCUGACGGGCCGCCCCCAGGUGGUGAGGGUAAGCAACAACACAUCCGCCACACUGACCCUCAACACGGAGGCCCCUCAUGGGUGUGUGUUUAGUUCCCUCCUGUACUCCCUGUUCACUCACGACUGUGUGGCCGCGCACGACUCCAACACCAUCAUUAAGUUUGCCAACGACAUGACGGUGGUUGGCCUGAUCACAGACGACGAUGAGAAGCCUAUAGGGACCUGGCAGUGUGGUGCCAGGACAACAACCUCUCCCUCAACGUCAGCAAGACAAAGGAGCUGAUCGUGGACUACAGGAAACAGAGGGCCGAGCGCCCCCAUUUACUGUAGUGGAGCGGGUCGAGAGCUUCAAGUUCCUCUGAGUCCAAAUCACUAAGGAUCUAUCAUGGUCCACACACACAACACAGUCGUGAAGAGGGCAUGACAAUGCCUUUUCCCCCUCAGGAGGCUGAAAAGAUGUUGCAUGGGCCCUCAGAUCCUCAAAAAGUUACACAGCUGCACCAUUGAGAGCAUCUUGACUGGCUGCAUCACCACUUGGCAUGGCAACUGCUUGGCAUCCAACCACAAGGCGCUACAGAGGAUAGUGCGUAUGGUCCAGUACAUUACCGGGGCCGAGCUCCCUGCCAUCCAGGACCUCUAUACCAGGCGGUGUCAGAGGAAGGCCCUAAAUCAUAGACUGUUAUCUCUACUACCGCAUGGCAAGUGGUACCGAUGCACCAAGUCUGGAACCAACAGGACCCUGAACAGCUUCUACCCCCAAGCCAUAAGACUGCUACAUAGUAAGUCGCUCUGGAUAAGAGCGUCUGCUAAAUGACGUAAAUGUAAAUGUAAUAGUUAGCCAAAUAGCUACGUGGACUAUCUGCAUUAACCCUUUUUGCUCUAACUUUUUUGACUCAUCACAUAUGCUGCUGUUACUGUUUUCUUUCUCUCUGCAUUGUUGGGAAGGGCCCGUAAGUAAGCUUUUCCCUGUUAGUCUACACCAGUUUUUUUUACAAAGCAUGUGACUAAUAAAAUGUGAUUUGAUAACAUUUGAUUUGAGGAUAGACAGUGCACACGUCAUCUCUGUGCAUCGUGAAAUAAUGCUGAGGACGGGCAAUAGUAAACCUGGCUUGGAAAUCACUAGGAGGAGACUACUCAAGUCUCAAGAGUUGAUGCAUGUUCAGUUCAGAAGCAAGAUAUAUAUGAAACAAGGCAACAGUAAACACGUAAAUGACGGAUCUCUAUGGCAAGACACAUCAUUCACCCAAGUUGAAUCAAAAUCAGGCCAGUGGUGUCUGAGAUAUUUUGUGUGACUAACGCCCUUGUGCCAAUCAAUUUAGUAAAUGGCCGAUCUCUAUGGCAAAAUCGGGCCAGUGGUUUCUGAAAUAUCACGUGGGUUAGCUAGACUUAUAUCCCUGAGCAUGUGUGCCAAAUUCCAUCACUCUGAGUUAAACAGAUCAAGAGAUAUAAACACGUGUCCAUUAUAGCGCCACCGUCUUGAUAGUGUUUGCAACAUGUGCACCAAAUGUUGUUACAAUACGAAUAUCCUUGACUGAUUUAUAUGCAUUUAUGUGCCAGACCACGCCCACGUGAAUGUUUAUUGGUCUAUGUUGUUUUAGGUACUAGUGUGCAUUGUAUUGAGAGACCUUUGUCCAUAGAUGCAACAUGGCAAGACACAUUAUUCACCCAAGUUUCGUCAAAAUCAGGCCAGUACUGUCUGAGAUAUUGCGUGUGAUAAACUAACGUACUAACGAAUGGAGACAGAUCCAUAGUCCCCUCCCUGAUUUCAUUGUGGGGGACAAUUAUCCCCAAAUGAUGAAUGGCCACUAUUCCCAACAUUACAGUUAUAUGUGAACUUAGUUUUUGAUUGACAGCAUUAUCAAAAAACUGUAUCGCUUGAGGCUCACCCACAGAAAAUCCUAAUGCUAUGGGGUCACCCACCUGCUAGUCAUUUCAGCAGGGGCAAUAUUUUCCUAAGCUAAGCAGCCCCCCCAGUGUUCAAUGUUUGCCACUCUUUUCCACAACAUAUCCUACAGUGAAUACAUACUGUGUGUGUGUAGCCAGUAUCAAGGCCUGGAAUCACUCCCUGCAGGCCUGAGACUGGAGCUAAAACAAACCUCUGGAGAACAACGAGGCCUGUCUUACCCCCCUCUCUCCCACAGUUUUUGAGAUGGAUUUUAUUUAUUGUAUUUAUUUGAACGGUGGCCAUGGCUGUUGCUCUUGCCUAUUUUUCCUGAAAGGGCCUUUACAGUUCAUUUGGGUCAUAGGACAGCCAAAGGCCUCCCUCCCUCUCUCUUUCACUCUCUCCCUAACUGUCUUCUGUCUCUCACUUUCUCUCUUGCUUUCUCUCUCUCCAUCUGUGUGCCUCUCUCAUCUGUCUCUUUCCCUCUCCUCCCUUUCUCUCCCUUUCUCUCCCCUUAUCUCCCCUUCUCUACUCUUCUCUCUUAAUCUACUAUGUUUUAGUUGACUGGACCCAGCUGGCACAGAAAGUAGUGAGAACAGACAAGAGACAAAAGUAGGCUACACUUACUGAAAACAAGAAUAAAAAAAGACUGAUAUCCUAGCAGAGCAGAGCUGAGCAGAGCCGGAAGAGAGGAGAAAGGAAAUCCUUCUCCAUCUGUUAGAGCCGUUUGAGUAUUCAGGUGGUGGAUAAACGACCACAAAUUAAUACAUUAUGCUUGCUACGACACGCACCACAGCUGUGACAAACAAUAUUAUCUCCUCUAGUUGGAACGAAAACAAAAAAACCUCUGAAUUUUUCUCGUCUGUCAUAUUAACUAAUUAUUUCUUCAUUUUUCUCUCUGCAAGGGGGAACUGGGAAAGGGAAGAAUGGAAAUGGAAAGAAAGUGGCUUCUCAGUUUGAGAGUAAGUGACUUGGCAGAUCUUCAUAAUAGGUGCAUCCAUAAUGGCACCCUAAAAUGGCACCCUAUUCCCUAGAUAGUGCACUACUUUUGACCAGGGCUCUGGUCAAAUGUAGUGCACUAUAUAGGGAAUUGGGUGCCAUUUCAUACGCACCCACAGUGUUAUAAUGUAGCAUCUGUUGAAGUGGUUUGGAUUGGAUUUGGAUUAGCUAACAGUUCUAAAAUCCUAAUUCCACUUUUCCCUCUCUCUCUUUCCACUAGUAACCAAAGAGUCUGUUCAGAAAGGUAAGCUUUAUAAACGUGGAUGAUGACAUUUAUGAUGGAAAAGUUUUCUGGAUUUCUGGAAUUGGUCUCGUAAGAUCUCUGUCCCCGAUGACAGUGUUACAAACUGUAAAAAAUCAACCCUACACACACAAACCUACAGUAUAAAGAAAGAGAAAAUAAUUUGUUGUUAUAUUUAUGCGUGCACCGGUUCCUCCCUUUCAGUGCUUUAAAUGUGUGUGUGUGUUUGUGUUUCAGUGGGAGAGGACGGCUUAAUAAAGGGAUGGACGGACUCUGAUCACUUGAAUAUGAGCAAGGCGGUGAAGUACAACGCAGAUAGAGGCACCUUCACAGUGGAGAGAACUGGAGUCUACUUCCUGUACUGUCAGGUGAUCUUCUGGGAGUUGUAGUCUUGUGUCCACCUGUCAUCCGAAACUACAACUGUCAAACUACAUAGGCUUAAUCAAAUGCUGAUUGACCCCUGUUGGUCUGCUCUCUGCUUCUUCUUUCUUCGUUUUCUCCAUCUCUCUCUCUCCCUCCAUCUCUCUCUCACAGGUGUUGUUCAAUGAGAACCAGUCUCAGCUGGUGAAGCUGGACGUGGCGGUGGUGAGGGGGAGCCAGCGGCUUCAGAGGUUACAGUGCAUGGAGGGCUACGGCACUACGCCUGCAGCCGGAUCACACCAGUUCCACUUCCUCAAACCUUGCCAGGUGUCCGGCCUGCUGCGGCUGGAGAAGGGGGUGGAGCUAAUAGCCAUCACAGGCCCCACUUUCAGCCUCCACAUCACGGGAAAGCACUACUUCGGUCUGUUUAAGGUCAACUGAGCUGCCGGAGAGGAUGGAAAUGUUAAAAGGAAGGAGGGGAAAACUGUUUAAAGGAAAAGGUUUGUCUUACUCCGACCUGUAUCAGAGACACACCAAUGUGAUAUUUCUGGAUUCGUUUUUAUUGUGAAAUCUGGACCAACGAUCUGAAUCGUUGGAAUAACUAUAAAUCAUGUUACCUACAGACACUCUGUAUGAUA